AUGGAGAACGUCUUAGAAAAACAACUGUUGAAAGUGGCAGAGUCAAUUGAGCAAAAGCUUGAUCAAGAAAUACAGAAACUUGACGAGUUGGAUUUAGAUAGUAUUGAAAACAUACGAGAACAUCGCUUGCAACAAAUGAAAAAAAUGAUCAAACAGAAGGAAGAAUGGAUGGCUAAAGGACAUGGAGAAUAUGAAGAAUUAAGUGAUGAGAAAGGUUUCUUCGAAAAAUCAAAACUGAGUCCAAACAUGGUAUUACACUUUUACAAAGAUGGAUCGACUCGAUGCAAAAUAGUUGAUCAUCAUUUAAAAAUAUUAUGUGCACAACAUUUGGAAACACGUUUUGUUAAACUAAAUGUUACACGUUUUCCUUUUCUGACAGAACGCAUGAAAAUCCGAGUCAUACCUACCAUUGUGUCAAUAGUUGAUAGUAUAUCCAAAGACUUUAUUGUUGGUUUUACUGAAUUAGGGAAUUGUGAUGAUUUCUCAACCGAGAUGUUGGAAUGGCGUUUAGCACGUUCACAAGUUAUUGAUUAUAAGGGAGACUUACUUAACCCACCAGAUGUAGUCAAGAGCAACCGAACAAUGUUAUUAGAGAAAAAUAAGACAAUAAGAGGUUAUAUAGGAAAUGAUUCCGAUGGUCUAGAUUCAGAUUAA
Messenger RNA from Macrosiphum euphorbiae (potato aphid), 654 nucleotides. Lineage: Eukaryota; Metazoa; Arthropoda; Insecta; Hemiptera; Aphididae. The record is from the annotation of a GenBank genome assembly.